Messenger RNA from Bipolaris maydis ATCC 48331, 951 nucleotides. NCBI's taxonomy places the organism in Eukaryota, Fungi, Ascomycota, Dothideomycetes, Pleosporales, Pleosporaceae. The record is from RefSeq and is a predicted model, not a curated record.
UUUGAUCCCACAGUAUGGGCGAGCAACCAGCUAUGGAGCAGAUAUGUCAGUAAGGGUAAUCAGUUGCUCUGUCUCAUGCAGGCUUCAGACCAAGUUGCUGGGAACCUCCUGCAGGACACUAGACAGCCGCCUUCAGCUGCUAGCAAAUGGUCCGGCGAUCUAACUGCCGCAUUACGGCUAUGGGGCUGGUAUGACACCGAGACGCCUCAAGGUGAGGAAUGCAACUUUGAGUGGGAAGGAUUGGAGGAUGCUUUCGAAGGACUGGGCCUCAACUAUGGACCAAUGUUCGACGAAAGAAAUGAAGCAGCAGGUGGAGAGAACGAGUGCUUCUCUAUUGAGCAUUGGAAUCGUGAUUUAACCUUACCUGAAGACCCGGACCUUGACCCGAUACCUAUUGUCGAACAGAGGUACUAUGUUAACGGCAGAGAGUAUAGGGAAACAGGUGCAACCUAUCUGUUUGCCAUUAAUUUGGAGGGCGGAGCGAUCAUCGGAAAGAACAUUCUGAGUCCGCGUGCUGCUGCACGAUAUUCGUAUAGUUGGGGUCACGAAGCACGGCCUGAAGAGCUCCCUGAGCUGCAGCAUCUUUCCGACAUCUAUUGGCAAUUUUGGAGAGAGAACAACCGUGAUAUCACAAACCUUCGUGUCUAUGGCGCUGAGCAUGUUAUAAACGAACACACUCUUCUCCUUGUCACUCGCGGGUUCCGGAAUAGAGGCAAAUUUGCUUUGGAGAUUUGGCCGGGCGUCAGAUUCGAGAUGGGUAGCGAGGAGUACCUGGCAUUGAUCGCAUCUCCUAUUGGAGGGACUAUUUCCCAUUUCCUCAUCAGUCACAAAGCUGGCCUCGGCAUUAAAAGGAUCUCGAGCGUCAUAGUUGUCUGUGGCGGGGAUAAUCAAGAGCUUUGCACAAGAGGUCAGGAAAAUAUGCAUAUAUUUUUCACCAUUGAAGAUGUGCCU